GGCAUUAAUAUUAAUUAAUAGUUUUUGUUGACAAAUAGGUAGUAAUAGGGUAGUAAUGAACAAAAGUAAUUUAUCGUCAUUUGUUAGUUGAUAUUGAAUUGGAAAUAUAAUUUAAUUUUAUAAAUUAUUUAUUACUUUCUAUCAAUUAGAAAUGGAUAAUGGAGAUGAAAAAACUAAAGAAAGUACCUGUCAAAUUCUACACCUCCCUGAAUGUGUUUUGACGGUUCUAUUUUCUUAUUUGGAUUCAACUAGCCUUUACCAGUUAACACGGACAUGCCGUUACUUCCACUACUUCAUUACAGAUCCCAUAUUUUGGCGGUAUAUAGAUGCCAGAAGGAAUCCAAAUACUAACGAUAAAGUUCACUAUUGCUCUGAUAGAAUCCAUGAAAAGACCACACAUGUUUUGUUAAAGGCUAAGGAUAAAACUAGUGGGUUGGUGCCCUAUAAUUUUUUCACAGUUAUUAAUCCGUUUAAAAACAUUAAGGUUUUAGCACUGGAAAACCAAAGAUUUCAUGGAUCUAAGUUAACGUUAAAGGAGUUUCCUCCUUACCUUGAAGAACUGAGCCUUAAGGGAACCCAUAUCAAAUCAUCAACUUACUUUUUUCAGCAUUCGGGUCAGAAUAUGCAGAAGUUGAGGGUAUUGAUCCUUGAUCAAUGCCAGUGGGUGACAUGUAGUUUUCUCAUGUCGGUCGCAAAAUAUGAAAGUUUAGAAAUCAUAUCAGCUAUAAAAUGUCUAAGACUACACUUAAACAUGAUACCUUACCUAAAUGUAGCUCGUUAUGGGUGUAAAAAACUAAAAACAUUCGACUGCAGGUUUACCAGUAUUGGACACGAACUAUUACGCACAUUCUAUCCAAAAGAGUCGCUACAGUCUCUGUACUUUCAAAGUUUAAAAUCGGCAGAGGUAGAUUACAAGGAGUAUAUAUUCAAUCAGUCGUAUAUGCGUGCAGAAUCAUCCAAUCGAUCUAGAGAAGGAGACAACAGUGUUUGCGACGAGAGUCUUUUCGAAUAUAUAAAUUUGUCCGCAUGCGACAUUAUUGACAAAACCCCAGAAAGUGUAUUAUAUAAAGAUCCUUAUCCCGAAUGCACGUGCAAUUGUAAUAAGAAAGAUGAGUCGUGUCCACCACCUUUGGUUAAUUUUGAUGAAUAUUAUGUUUGUAUGCCUCCAAGGCGUAAAUCAAUAAAAUUCGUCUGUCAAAGACACAUACAAGAUGUCGAAAAGCUGUCACAUCACUUCAGGGAAUUCUUUCUCAGUAACCAACAUCAGUUUUAUGCAGACGUGAAAGCUUCUGAAGUUGAAAGCGAACCGGGGUCUUCCGAUUCGGAAUCGGACGACAAUUGUGGUACUUGUUGUAUGUACGGCAUGGGCAGAAGUAUGAUCCUGCUGAGUCCCGGCAAUAACCCAGGUACGAUUGAGGAGGAAGUCUUAGAGCUGAAUCCCGACGAACGCGAACAAGGAGGAAGAGUUGUUAGUAUAUUCAUAUCGACGCCACAAAGAGACGGUUUCAGUAAUAGUCAAAAUAACCCGAAUCCUAUACCGAGUACUUCUAGAAGUGUUGAAGAUAACAGCAUUAAUGAGAAUUUGGAGAAUACGAGGAAUGAGGCGAAGAGGCGGUUAAGCGAGGACAAAGAUCCGGAAGAUGAUGAACAAAGUAAAAGCAAACGUCCGAGACGAAAUGAGGACUUGAAGCAGCUGAGCGAUGAGGCCAAAGCAGCGGAGGCCAGCGAAUUGAUAGAGAGUGCCCAUAAAAUGGGGAAAAAUGUGAACGAGUUCCUACGAAAUAGUAUGGAGAUUUGUAAUAAAAGUAUAGGUUGUAGGGAUAGAGGUGCUUCUACGUCACGCAUUGAAGACUUAGAAACAGGAAGUGAUAAUACAGUAAACCCUGUAGAAAAAGCCCCUUCCAAUGCAGACGUAACAGAUCCUGGUGUAGCUAAAAAUAUUUUUGAGGAUAAAACUGGUGUAGCAUCUACCUCAAAGGAUUGUAGCUCGAGUAAGCCACCAGAUGUCGGUGAGUCAUCAAGUUCUCAAAACUCUAGAGGUACACAAAAUAAAAGGAGAAGUAGGCUUCAGGAGGCAAAAAUAUAUAUAGUCAAUAAUAACCAGUCUAACGAUGCAAAUGUCAGCUCUAAUAAUAAAGCAGCUGAAGAAGGUGAACCGUCAAGGCAACCAGUCGGCAAUAACGCACCAAGAACAGCCAUAAUCACGAUACGAAACAGAGAGAGAAGCCGAUAUGUAAACCCGUUGUUUGUACAAUUUGAGAAUAAGCACAUUAAGAAAAAAUCCCGCCUCCGCAGGUUGUCCUUACGGGGAUUUCGGAGGAUCACCAAUGUAGCUCUGGACUACAUAAAAAAUUUAAAAUUAGAUCUAAUAGACUUAACCUAUACCAGCGUUACCAAGGAAGGUAUAGAAAAUUUUCUCGCUUACAAUCCAAACUGUAGAGUUAUUCAUCCUUUAUAUUGCAUUUGUAAACCAUUAAAUCCUUUUUAAAAGGUUUUGUUAUUUUUGUAAUUUAUAAAUAAAUUUUUAU
Anoplophora glabripennis (Asian longhorned beetle) is the source of this 2528-nucleotide messenger RNA. RefSeq lists its product as uncharacterized. Gene Ontology annotation, molecular function: protein binding. The record is from RefSeq and is a predicted model, not a curated record. Bases 152 to 2488 code for a protein of 778 amino acids. The transcript has 11 exons. NCBI's taxonomy places the organism in Eukaryota, Metazoa, Arthropoda, Insecta, Coleoptera, Cerambycidae.